CGAAAACGUACAGAUCACUGGUACAUCACCUCUAUGCCCGAUAAACCUUGAAAGCAUGCAAGUCUUCCCCAUAUUUGCUGUGGCCGCACUUAGCUUAUCUAAUGUAUACGCCAAAGGUAUAGAGGCUAAAUGGUCUGGAGCGGGCGGUGAUGUGCUUCUCUCGCCAUGGCAGAUGCACCAUGGUAUCAACGCAAACGUCGAUGACAGCGGCUGGCAGACUAAUGCGUUUGAUGCAGAAAGCGAUAAAAAAUGCGCAAAUAGAACGAUACAUGGACAUAAAUGCUCUUACAGCAAGGCUGUGAUACCACCGGAGGACUCAGAGUGGCUAUACCCGCCAGAUACAAAAAUAAUUGGAAUGAAGCGUGAUUCAAUGUUAUGUAAAUUAGAAGAAGAAAAAGAACCUACGUGCUGGAAAUACCUUGAUUUCACUUACUUUCAGGCGUUUUUGACUAUCCCAGAGCACUGUACAGUGUCCAAAUUCACGAUAGACUUUGAUGGAAUGGACGAUGGUUCACAAGUUAAGGUCAAUGGGGUUGAAGUUGAAGAUAGCUAUGUGUACCUCCGGGAAACCGGUACAUCAGAUUUGAAGGAUCUAGUGAAGAUUGGAAAAGUGAACCGAAUCGUGAUAACCCAGGUAGAUGAUUGUUGCGCGCAUAACAACUUAGAAAAAGCCGUGGUGACCUUGAAGUCAAACUGUCGAAUGACUACGUGCGAGUCAGUUCCUGAUAUAUGCAACUAUCCACGAUGGUUCAAGACGACCAACUUUAACGAUACAGUAUGCGCCGAUGGAGUCUGUGACGAUAAAACUUGUUGUUUACCACCUCCUGAAUGUGACAAGCAAAAUGAAUAUCUCGAUAAGGAGGGCAACUGCAACACUUGCAAAGAAGGUCAAAAACCAGACCAUGACAAUCUCGCAUGUAAUUCUUGUGCAAACGGAUUGGAUAUCAACAAAUACACAGACUGCAAUUGCCAUGACAACGAAGUUAACGUAAAUGGUACAUGCAAUGCUUGCCCCGUCGGACAAAGCCCAGCAGAUGAUGACGAAGUAUGCGUAUGCGACAAUGGACUUGACACAGCAGAUGACUGCGAAUGUGGAUCCAACGAGUAUUUUAAGGAAGGAGUCUGCUACGCGUGCGAUAUUAACAUCGAGGUGCCAGACCACGAUAACCUUGUAUGUGCUUGUGCAAACAGAUUGGAUAUCAACAAAUACACGGACUGCAAUUGCUAUGACAACGAAAUAUACGUAAAUGGUACAUGCAACGCUUGCCCCACCGGACAAAGACCAGCAGAUGAUGACGACGUAUGCGUAUGCAACAAUGGACUGGACAUAGCAGACGACUGUGCCUGUCAUGUAGAUGAGGUGUAUGCUGAUGGCACCUGUGCUAAGUGCCCUGCGGGACGAUCUCCCUCGAGCGAUAGCAGCGUGUGCGAGUGCAAUCCAACUCAGUGGAGUGAGUGGAGCACCUUCUCGGACUGUUCGCUGUUCCCCGUAGCGGGUAGCCCUAACACCAGCCUGGUGUGCACCUACACUAAUGCUACCGUCGUGUUGAGCACAACACUGCUGGCUGACUACGAGCCCAACGCUUCGGAGGUUUAUGCCACAGAUCGUAGUACACAGGUAGCGAUCACCAGCGUGACCUCUGAGGCAUGUCAGGAGAUGUGCGUGGCCGCCGCAGAUGACGUCUGCAAGGAGGUUGGACUGUCUACAACUAACUUUGGGCGCACCACCGGCAACUUGACAAGCGGUGCUGCGCCGGUCGCUGGAUGUGACGUCCUGGAGCAGAUGUGCAUCUGUGCGUGCGUGCCAGGAGACGACAGUAACAACACAGCCGUCAUUGCCGGAGGAGUUGUGGCUGGGUCGGCUAUGCUCCUGGCAGCGGUGGGGGCAGCGUACUACUUCAGACAGGGACAACAGGCCACUGAGGCAGCCGCUACAGCGAAUGGGAUGUUCAACGAUGUGAACAACAACACAAACCCGAUGUUUGACAACCCUACGGAGACGAACUUCAAUCCCGCGUAUAAUCCUCAGUAGAUCAGAUCAAUUACUAUAGCUUGGUAGAUGAGAUAGAAUACUAUAGUUUAAAGAUGA
Messenger RNA from Sphaeroforma arctica JP610, 2089 nucleotides. RefSeq lists its product as hypothetical. Bases 56 to 2032 code for a protein of 658 amino acids. The transcript is spliced from 2 exons. The record is from RefSeq and is a predicted model, not a curated record. NCBI's taxonomy places the organism in Eukaryota, Ichthyosporea, Ichthyophonida.